This is a messenger RNA of Trichophyton rubrum CBS 118892, 1074 nucleotides long. RefSeq lists its product as uncharacterized. The record is from RefSeq and is a predicted model, not a curated record. The transcript has a single exon. Lineage: Eukaryota; Fungi; Ascomycota; Eurotiomycetes; Onygenales; Arthrodermataceae. The coding region runs from base 1 to 1074 and encodes 357 amino acids. Gene Ontology annotation, molecular function: molybdenum ion binding; oxidoreductase activity.
AUGCAGGUUAAUGAUGGGAAGGGGAGCUGUCCAAUUCGUGAUGAGACUCCUGAGAAAAUUGAUGAAACGGAUCAGUUUUCUCCAGACAAUUGGAUUCCUCGUAGUGACAAAUUGAUACGCUUGACAGGCAAGCAUCCGAUGAAUGCGGAACCCGACCUCACUACUCUUUUUGAAGCUGGAAUUAUUACCCCUUCCCCCAUUCAUUAUGUCCGCAACCACGGAGCCGUUCCACAUCUACUAUGGGAGAACCAUGAACUAGAGGUUACUACUGACAAACAUGUGAUUUAUUCGAUGGAUAACCUUAAGCAGUCCUUCGAGAGUGUUAAUAUACCCGUCUUCCUGGCCUGUGACGGGAGUCGCAGAAAAGAACUGAAUAUGAUCAAAAGAACUCGAGCGUUCAAUUUCACCGGUGCCUCUGCGAGCUGUUCGUACUGGAAGGGAGUUCUCCUUCGCGAUGUUCUAUUGGACGCAGGGGUUGAAAAUCUUAUGAAGAAGAAACCCAAUGAAAGGCUAUGGGUAAACUAUGAGGGAGCAGACGAACUUAGUGAAGGCAAGUAUGCCACCUGUGUCCCACUUGAAUAUGUCAUGGAUCCUAUCAAUGAUGUGAUGCUUGCGUACGAAAUGAAUGAUCAUCCCAUUCCACCGGAUCAUGGUUACCCUCUGCGAUUAAUACUCCCUGGUUGGGUGGGAGCACGAUCUAUCAAGUGGCUGGCCAAAGUAUGGAUAACUGAAAAUGAGAAUAAUAGCCAUUAUCAUAUCUACGACAAUAGGCAGCUUCCAAGUUUUAUAACGGACACGGAAUCCGAGAUAGCACAAUUGAUGUACCAUCAUCCUAGCACUAUAUGUAACGAGCAGAUGCUGAAUUCUAUCAUCGUGAAACCAGCUCAGGGUGAAAAAAUUGACCUAGUUGACGUCAAAAAGGGAACGAUGUAUAGGGUCAUGGGGUUUGCCUACAGUGGAAGCGGAGACGAGAUUGAUAAGGUAGAGAUUAGUCUAAACGGUGGAGAGACUUGGCUGUACUGUUCUCGCAAAGUGAGCCCCUUUCCCUCUUCUUUUAUAGAUAUCAACAGCUAA